GGUCAGGUUGUGCGUUGUGAAUUCACACGUGGCGAAUAACAAUUGGCUAAACCUCCCUCGAUGACGCGGAAAACAAAUUCCUUCCUCCUCCUCAUCCACCUUCUCCCAUGGCUAUCAAACUUACGCUUUAGACGAUUUCAAGGAAUAGCUAAGGAAUCGCCGCGAGGAUACAGUAAUUUUGACAGCUUUUUGAUAUUGACAGGAUUUAGAGAAGAUGGUGAGGUUACAAACUUAUGCGGGGCUUAGCAUAAUAGCUACACUGGCCGUUAUUUAUCAUGCGUUUAAUAGCAGAGGCCAAUUUUACCCAGCAAUGGUUUAUUUAUCAACGUCCAAGAUCAGUCUGGUUCUUCUUCUUAACAUGGGUCUUGCCCUCAUGUGCAUUUUGUGGCAGCUGACUAAGAAAAUCUUCCUUGGUUCUCUUCGAGAGGCUGAGGUGGAGAGGCUGAACGAGCAGUCUUGGAGGGAACUCAUGGAAAUACUUUUUGCCAUCACAAUUUUCCGGCAAGACUUCUCAGUUAUGUUUCUUGCAAUGGUAACUGCACUCUUGCUUAUCAAGGGCUUGCACUGGUUGGCUCAAAAGAGGGUUGAGUAUAUUGAAACAACCCCAACUGUUACUACGUUGUCCCAUGUUCGCAUAGUCUCCUUCUUGGGCUUUCUCCUCCUCAUAGACAGUCUCUUCUUGUACGACUCUGUCAGCUAUUUGAUUCAGACAAGACAGGCAUCUGUUUCUCUAUUCUUUGCAUUCGAGUACAUGAUACUUGUGACAACAACUGUCUCAACUUUUGUAAAAUAUGUCUUCUACAUAAGCGACAUGCUUAUGGAAGGACAAUGGGAGAGGAAGCCUGUCUAUACUUUCUACUUAGAACUUAUCCGAGACUUGCUCCACUUGUCUCUGUACUUGUGCUUCUUCAUGGUGAUUUUCAUGAACUAUGGCGUGCCCCUGCAUUUGAUUCGGGAGCUUUAUGAGACAUUCCGCAACUUCAAGAUUCGAGUUGCCGAUUACAUACGCUAUCGGAGGAUCACUUCAAAUAUGAAUGACCGUUUUCCAGAUGCUACACCAGAAGAGCUCGAUGUAAGUGAUGCUACCUGCAUCAUAUGUCGUGAGGAGAUGACCACUGCUAAGAAACUUAUUUGUGGGCAUCUGUUUCAUGUACAUUGCCUCCGUUCAUGGCUAGAGCGUCAACACACCUGUCCUACUUGCAGAGCCCUUGUUGUGCCAGCUGAAAAUGGGACGAAUGUGGUAGGAUCACGACCAGAUGCUCAACAAGGCCCUGGAUCAAGUGGUGCAAGUACAUCUCAGAGUGCGCAGGCAAAUACCGUGGCAAAUAAUAAUGUUAGCCAACACCAGGCUAGACUCCAAGCUGCAGCAGCAGCAGCAGCAGCAGUUUAUCAGAAGUCCUUUGUUUACCCUUCUGUACCAACGCUAGCGUGGUCUCCUGGAUAUGCUCCAGUUCCUCCGUACUAUUGUCCAACAGGCAGUUCUGUCAAUGUGCACCCAGAUGGGGAGCGGGCAUCGAAUGAACAGUCACCGCAACAUCAGUUAGCAAAUAUGCCCUUUGCUCAAUAUCCACAAUGUGGUUUCCUCCCUUUUCAGUAUCCUGGUGCUAACAACCUUAGUAUUCCAAAUGCUCAACUUGAGGCCCAUAAGAUACUUUUACAGCAACAAAUUGAGGUUCUGCAAAACCAGCUCAAGCUUUUAGAGAAUCCAAACACACAGAAACCAGCAGAUGCUUUAGGAAUUUCUGAUAGUAAGGGAAAAACAAUUUCGUCAGAGAACUCCCAAGGACAAAGCGAAGGUGCAGAAAUGUGAAGCUAGCACAACUGUAUAUUUGUCGUAAGUGCAGACUGAAGUUUGGACGUACAGUUAGAAAUAGCAAUUGAACAAUGGAAUUUACAAGAGGUUCUGUAAGUUGUAUAAGUGUUGUAUUUUAGUUCAGCAACUGACUACUUUUGUCUUCUGAUAGGAUUUCUUCUUGAGCAUCUCAAAAAUCUUGUACUCCUUUUGAGUUUUAACUUCACUUAUUAUAUGCUACACCCAAUUUUCCUUAAAUAAACUUCA
Nicotiana tabacum (common tobacco) is the source of this 2059-nucleotide messenger RNA. RefSeq names its product ERAD-associated E3 ubiquitin-protein ligase HRD1B. Gene Ontology annotation, biological process: ERAD pathway; proteasome-mediated ubiquitin-dependent protein catabolic process. The record is from RefSeq and is a predicted model, not a curated record. Gene Ontology annotation, molecular function: ubiquitin protein ligase activity. Lineage: Eukaryota; Viridiplantae; Streptophyta; Magnoliopsida; Solanales; Solanaceae. Gene Ontology annotation, cellular component: endomembrane system.